CUCUCAGGGCUCUACAUCAGCCUGCUUUCUUCCUCAGGCGAGAGGGUGCCAGUCUCCCUGCCCUUACCAGGCCAUCUCAGCCUUGGGACCCUGCUAGGCAGCACCACCGAAGAGGGACAGAUCAUGGGCAGCUCUUACAGUCUGCGUGGAUUUGCUUGACUGGCUUCUGCAUUUGCUCGUCCGCUCGGGAAGUACAAUCUUAUGCAUCCGCUGGCAUCCCCUGGUAGUGGCACGUGUCUGUCCGCAAAAUGGAGAAAACCUUGAAGAAUGUCCUAGUGGUCUCAUGUGGGUUCUUCCUUCUCUUCACUGCCUACGGAGGCUUGCAGAAUCUGCAGAGCAGCCUCUACAGUGAGAAUGGCAUGGGGGUGGCCACACUCAGCACCAUCUACUGUACUAUGAUGCUGUCCUCCAUGUUCCUCCCACCUAUCCUCAUCAAGAGGUUUGGCUGCAAGUGGACUAUGGCAGGCGCCAUGUGCUGUUACAUGACCUUCUCCCUGGCCAACUUCUACGCCACCUGGUACACCCUGAUCCCGACCUCUGUCUUGCUGGGCCUGGGUGCAGGUCCCCUGUGGUCAGCUCAGUGCACCUACAUCACCAUCAUGGGAAAUUUGCAAGCGCAGAAAAAAGGGAAGAUUCCCAGGGACGUGGUGACCCAGUACUUUGGCAUCUUCUUCCUUAUAUUCCAAUCUUCUGGAGUGUGGGGCAACCUGAUUUCCUCACUGGUGUUCAGCCAGGCAAGCAAUAAAGACACCAUCCCCGAAGAUCAGCUCAUGCUCUGUGGAGCCAAAGACUGCGGCUCCGUGGGUACAGAGGCCAGCAAUAGUACCCAUCGGCCCUCCCAGCAGCUCGUCUACAUACUGCUGGGCAUCUUCAACGGCAGCAGUGUCCUGGCCAUCCUACUGGUGUCUGUGUUUCUUGAGUCUGUGGAAAGCAAACUGGUGAAUGACGGAGAUGCGCGGUCCAGGCCGCCACCCAUCUGGUCCGUUGUGCUAUCGACCUUCACGCUGUUUAAAGACAAGCGUUUGUGCUUCCUGAUUCUCCUGCCACUGUACAGCGGCUUCCACCAAGGGUUCCUCUAUGGAGAGUACACAAAGUCUUAUGUUACCUGUGCCCUGGGCAUCCGUUUUGUGGGGUACAUAAUGAUCUGCUUCUCGGGUUUCACCUCGACGUGCUCCAUGCUGUACGGGAAGAUCUCCAAGUACACAGGCAGGAUUGCGCUCUACGCGAUGGGUGCUACCAUUCACCUGUCCUGCUUUCUCACCCUCCUCCUGUGGCGCCCGACCCCGGCCCAGCUGCCCGUCUUCUUCGUCAUCCCUGCCUUGUGGGGGAUGGCAGACGCCGUGUGGCAGACGCAGAACAACUCUCUCUACGGCGUCCUGUUUGAGGCAAAAAAAGAAGCUGCUUUUGCGAACUACCGACUUGGGGAAGCCAUGGGAUUCCUCGUCGCCUUUGGGUACAGCUCAUUUUUGUGUGUGAGCACCAAACUCUACAUUCUCUUCGGCAUGUUGAGCGUGACUAUAACGGCUUACGGGACUGUGGAGUACAUGGAAUCCAGGGCCGCUAGCCAGGUCCCUGCUGUUGCAGAAGAGAGAAAUCAGCCCAAGAAAGAAGGGAAAGCAGAAAUGUGAGUGCAGCCAGACUGUGGCCCCAGAUUCAGCCUGGGUCAGCAGAGGAGGUGUGCGUAGCAACACCCAGUAGGUAGAUAUGGUUAUUCACAACCUGUUUCAGCAAUAUGUGAACAUUCUGAAGAGCA
Molecule: messenger RNA, 1753 nt
Organism: Mesocricetus auratus (golden hamster)
Lineage: Eukaryota; Metazoa; Chordata; Mammalia; Rodentia; Cricetidae
Gene: Unc93a
Product: unc-93 homolog A
Exons: 10
Coding region: 249-1628 (459 amino acids)
Source: RefSeq, a predicted model, not a curated record